Molecule: messenger RNA, 821 nt
Organism: Leptosomus discolor (cuckoo roller)
Lineage: Eukaryota; Metazoa; Chordata; Aves; Leptosomiformes; Leptosomidae
Source: RefSeq, a predicted model, not a curated record
GGCGAUGGAUGGCUCUGCCCAACUUCCCUGAUUACAACAAAUGGGGCUUUUCCCUGGUGGCUCUGAACAAUGAUGUGUACGUCACAGGCGGCUCCCAGGACGACACAUGGUCAACAACCCAGGCCUGGCGCUUCUGCCCCAAGGAUGGCACCUGGAAGCCCAUCGCUUCCAUGCUGAAAGCUCGGACAAAUCACACCAGCGCUGUCCUCAAUGGAGAGAUCUACGUCAUUGGAGGGACAACCAUGGACGCCGUGGAGGUGGAGCGCUAUGACCCCUACAACAAGAGCUGGUGUGCCAUCAGCCCAGCCCUCAAGUACGUGAGCAAUUUUGCCACUGCCAGCUGCUUGGGCAAGCUCUACCUGGUGGGCUCCUGUGCCAUCAAGUACAAUGCCCUCACCCUGCAGUGCUACAACCCUGUUCAAGAUUUGUGGAGUGUGAUCACGUCCCCCUUCAUCCCCAAGUACCUCUCAGCCCCACGCUGCGCUACCCUGCACGGGCUCAUCUACCUCAUUGGGGACAACACCAAGAAGGUUCACGUGUACAACCCGGAGGCCAACAUCUGGCAGAAGGUGCAGCUCCUGCACACACUCCAUGAGAAUGGCGGGAUGGUGCCACUGGGCAACCAGCUCUUCGUCACUGGUGGCCACUGGAAGGGCAUGGACGGGGACUACCAGGUGGAGAUGGAGGUCUACGAUUGUGCCAAGGACCUCUGGACACAGGAGGGUUCCCUGCCCUGCCUCUGGCUCUUCCACAGCUCCUCCUCCAUCUUCAUAGACACCUCCAAGUGGACGGAGGCUUUCCAGGGUGACCAUGGGUGGUAG